Messenger RNA from Ustilaginoidea virens, 1155 nucleotides. RefSeq lists its product as uncharacterized. The transcript has 4 exons. NCBI's taxonomy places the organism in Eukaryota, Fungi, Ascomycota, Sordariomycetes, Hypocreales, Clavicipitaceae. The record is from RefSeq and is a predicted model, not a curated record. The coding region runs from base 1 to 1155 and encodes 384 amino acids. Gene Ontology annotation, cellular component: RNA polymerase II transcription regulator complex. Gene Ontology annotation, molecular function: transcription cis-regulatory region binding; DNA-binding transcription activator activity, RNA polymerase II-specific.
AUGUCCAUUGAUAACAAGCCCAGUCCUCCCCAUGGUGACGAGUCCGACGACUCUAUUGAUUCAACGCCCGAGGCAGAGCACGCCAUCUCAGCUGCCGUGUCCGGUCACAGCAACAAUCCUGUUCAGGACACGCAACAGCCCAAGAAGAAGGGCGGACGCAAGCCUAUCUACGCGACAUCGGAGGAGCGCAAACAGCGAAAUCGGCAGGCUCAGGCCGCUUUCCGUGAACGGCGCACCGAGUAUAUCAAGCAGCUCGAAGAAACCAUCAGAAUCCAUGAAUCAAAUCUGCACAAUCUUCAAUCCGCCCACCGAAACGCUGCCGACGAGUGUUUGAUGCUCCGGUACAAGAACUCGCUCCUGGAGAGAAUCCUUCUCGAAAAAGGCAUCGAUGUUCAGGCUGAAUUGCAAGCCAAGGCCGACAGUCCGAAUCUGGGACCGGCCCAUGUUCCCCAAAACAUGGUGCAGCCGCCUACCAUCCAGAGACCCAUCAUGAACAGACAUCAUCACAACCGAAAGUCCAGCUCAAUGAUUGCGCCCAAGAUCGAGACCGGCGUAGGGGCCAUCUCUGCUGUUUUGCAGGCCCACAAGCCCACCACCUCCCCCAAGAGUCGGCCCACGCUAUCAUCACACUCCCACUCGCCUACGAACCUCGCAUCAGCCUUCUCUCCCGCUCCCUCAGACAGUGUUUCUGUGCGAGGAUCGAUGGCGCUUGGCCGCCAGCAACUCCCUUUGACCGGGCAAGUUCACAGAGGUUCUGCGCUACAGACUCCCACGCCUCGGAGCUCUGUAGCUGGGACAGAAGCCCCAUUCUACCCCCCGUCGUGCUUUCCAAAUCAGGCUGAGCAUUUAGAGCACGACUAUGAUAGCAAAGCCGACAUGGUGGACGAUUCCGAGCUGGAGACUACAAGCGGACUCGGCGGCUGUGGGGCGGCUUUCAACAGCGACACCACCCAGCCGAUGUUGCUCUCUCCCAUUUCCACGGGUCCCCCGCAUCACGAACACGGCAGUCACCACGUAACAAUCGCCAACGGGCAUUUUUCAUCAAUGUCCUCACUUUUGGACCACCCGAAUCUGGACUGGGACCCGUUCGGCUUGAGUGCCAGCAUGACUUUUCCCAACCACCAAUUCCCCUUUGACCAGGCCAGUAUGAGAUGA